Messenger RNA from Onychostoma macrolepis, 646 nucleotides. RefSeq lists its product as uncharacterized. The record is from RefSeq and is a predicted model, not a curated record. Bases 14 to 646 code for a protein of 210 amino acids. NCBI's taxonomy places the organism in Eukaryota, Metazoa, Chordata, Actinopteri, Cypriniformes, Cyprinidae. The transcript is spliced from 3 exons.
UUAAAGGUGAGCGAUGACAGAAAAACUGUUUUGGGGGAACUAUGAAAUUAAUUAUAAAAUGUUCUUAUUUUUACUUAUGUUUACUUAUGUUCUUAUUUUUACCAGCUUCUGCAAGCGUGUAUGGUGUCUGGCUUUGGAACCUCACUGUGACUUCAGAGUGCUGUACAGUGACGACAGACAAGAGGAUAAGAAUGGACACUCAUAUGUCAAGCUUGAUGGGGAUAUUGUCAAAAGUGGGUUUAUCCCAUCGAGUACACUGUGGUCCUCGGUCACACCGGCAUCACUCCAGUCCUCGGUUACUCUGGCUCCACCAACGAUGCUCGUCGCUGCGGCUGUGCCCAGGUCUCUGGAACCUGCGAUGACGCUUAGCUCCAUUGGCCCUCCGUCUGUGCCUUCGGGUCCACCAGCUCUGUCUCCAUUGGUCGGCCCCCAGAUGUCGGCAGCCACACCAUCUACAUCUUGGCUCCUUGCUCCCUCGACUCCGCCGUGUGUUGUCAGCACUGGGAUGUUCUGGGUCUGUGCCAUGUGCCAAGCAUCUAAGCCGCCAGGGCAUCAUCGUCAUCCUCCCAUCACCAUCCCUUCGCCACAUCCUGCCAUCAUCCCCGCAGCCAUCUCCUCGUCCACCUCCAAAACCCCCUCCAUCUAA